UUAAGCCUAUUUCUAUAAUUAACCGGCGCCAAAUAUCACCUUUAAAUUUUAACAAAUUGCUUUAAACAACAGUUAUUAAAUCAAACUCUUGUUUUUUAAGUAUAAUAAGACAAUUUUCAAAAUAUUUACGACCACGAACAAAAGUUCAAUAUAGUUAUUAAUUAAUAUUGUAUUAAUUUAGUUAAUUCUAAGUUGACCCAAUACUCAAGCAAGUCCUUGCAAUAACAAAUUAGAAAAAUUUAGAAAUGCUUGAAUCCAAUUGAACGUGGUCAUUAAUACCGUUAACGUCAAUAACAUUUUGAAAUGAUAACGGCAUUAUUUAGAGUUGAUCUCAUUAGCUUUGUUAAGAGGCAAUUUAGCAUCAAGCUCUAAGAUGCAUUGCAGUGGUUAAUCCUUUAAAGAAAAAACAGUGUAGAAUGUUAAGUAACACUUUGAACAACACUUGAAAAUAGCAAAGAUAAUUUAAUAGAAUAUUUUGAAAGUUUAUCAAUGUUACGGUGUUUCAAGUUCUCUUUAGUCUAUUGUUUGUUAUAGCUUAUUAAAUUCAGACGUCAACGUUAUUAUUGUUGUAAGAAAAGUCUUCUUAUCGUAUACAGUAACUUCCCUUUUUCAAAGAUGUAAGUGGAAAUACACAAUCUUCUAUUAAGACCAUAGUUUUCUAUAUAUUCAAAUAUACUUUGAUAAUACGAUUUGGGUUGUUAUAAAACGAGAGUUUUUUACUUAAAAUGUGGCAUCUCGUUAUAAGAAGCACAUUCUAUGCGUUCUUUUUUAUUUUUGGACUAGUGGGUAACAUUUUUGUUAUUUCGUUGUACAUUUUUAAAAUGAAACAGUCUCACUUUCGAUGGCUCGUUAUACACCACGCGUUGUCUGACACCCUCUGGGUGACUGUGUCAUUUAUGCAUAUCUUACAUUUACUUUUCAAUAAUGGAAAAUGGAACAUAGGCGUUUUUAUGUGUAAAUUUAUUACAUUUAUUGGUCCGUUAACAGUAAACGUUAGCGCUUGGAUUUUAUGUUUAAUGGGAUACGAGCGUUACAGAGCAAUAUGCAACCCUUUUUCUCGCCGAUUUUCUCGUAAAAUUAUCCAUAAAUCAGUUGCAGUGUGUUGGGUUAUAUGCAUUGGUCUCAAUUUUGUUUUAAUUUGGCGUUUAAAUGUUGUUGAUGGUAAAUGUUAUCCGGUGUUUAAAUCCCACACUGAGUACGUUCUUAACGUCUCAAUGACAUUUAUGGCUAAUAGCGUUAUACCUAUUGUUCUACUAUUUUAUUAUUUACUAUGUGUAGUUGUGACUUUUCGCAAAAGAGCAAUUUAUAUAAAUAAUAUUAAACGUUUCAAGAGCUCGAUCAUAGUAGGAUCUUCGAUUUUUCACUUUAACACCAAUGAAUCUAUUGAGAUAAAACCCAACAUAUCAGAAAAAAGUAACUUUAACGCCAAUGAGUCUAUUGAGAUAAAACCUAACGCAUUAGAAAAAAGUAACUUUAACCCUAAUGACUUUAUUGAGAUAAAACCCAACGUAUCAGAAAAAAGAUUAUCCAUUAGAGGUAUUCCGAAAACCUUAGAGCGGUUAUCAACGAGAGAAGCCAUUAUUCCAGAAUCUGAAUUAUUAAAUAUGUCUUGUACAUCAGGCCCUACUUUUGAUUCUUCAGAAACAACUUCAAGCGUAACUAAUGAAAAAAUAAAACGUCAAGUAGUUAGUCUUUCUAUGCAUUCGGUAGAUAUAUUUCAACCAAAUGAGGCACUCUUUAAUAGACGUAAUAAAAGACACUGCGUUUCAAACUAUGAUCAAAUUCCUUCGGAAAAUUUUACAUCUGCUAUAAAAUUGCCUCCAAGAAGUAAUAGUUGUCAAAAUUAUAGUACUAGUAAUCAUAUUUUUUCAUUGGGUCGUGCUUCAACAGGUAGUUUCCCAAAGUACGAGUUUUCAGCUAACAGAAGCAGUCGUACUUCUAUAACUUCAAUAUCCCGAAGACGUCAAAGUAUGCAAAACUUACUUAUAAAAAUGAAUAAAAAAAAAGAUUCUUUCACUGAGAUUGCAAAUAUUCGAAUAAAGGACUUGCGAGAUCGAGCAACGGUUAACAUACUCCUGUUUACAGCCGUAGUUUUCUUUUUAUCAACAUUCCCAUAUACCGCAUUUGAUAUUGUAAUAUCCAUAUUACAAAAAGAUACUUUUAUAGGAGUCGGUAAGUCAGAAUGCAAAACUACAUUAGAAGUGGUUAAAGAGUGGUUGUAUAUACUACUGCUUUCUAGGUCUGUUAUGAAUGUUUUUAUCAAUUGUGGAAAAUUUUCUUAUAUUUAUCAAUAUGCAAAUAAAUUAUUACGUUGUACACAAAGGCACAGUAACCAGAGUGUAACUAAAUAAUGUAUGUUUUUUCUAAGUUAAGUUUAAAAUAACGACGAAAUAUUUAUUUGACUGUUUCUUUGGAAGAAAAAACAAGAAAACAAGCUACUGACGUCAAAGAAGAAUAAAAUUUUAAGAAUGAUGAAAUCAAAUAUAACAAAUUGAAAAAAACCAAAUACUAAACAAACAAAAAAAUAAUAAUAAUACAAAAAAAAAAAUUAAUGAAAUAUGAAAACGCAGACAAAAGAAAAAACGCUAAUAGAAAGUAUCAUUAAAAUUAAUUUGUAUUUAAAUUAUAACUUUUGUUGCAUCGUUAAACUUUAAUUUGUUUUUUGUACAUUGCACUCUAUUAAAUUGUUGAUGUUUUAA
Molecule: messenger RNA, 2699 nt
Organism: Hydra vulgaris (swiftwater hydra)
Lineage: Eukaryota; Metazoa; Cnidaria; Hydrozoa; Anthoathecata; Hydridae
Product: formyl peptide receptor-related sequence 7
Biological process (GO): neuropeptide signaling pathway
Cellular component (GO): plasma membrane
Molecular function (GO): G protein-coupled peptide receptor activity
Source: RefSeq, a predicted model, not a curated record